Messenger RNA from Bubalus bubalis (water buffalo), 3039 nucleotides. RefSeq names its product alpha tocopherol transfer protein like (gene TTPAL). The transcript is spliced from 6 exons. The record is from RefSeq and is a predicted model, not a curated record. NCBI's taxonomy places the organism in Eukaryota, Metazoa, Chordata, Mammalia, Artiodactyla, Bovidae. The coding region runs from base 134 to 1192 and encodes 352 amino acids. Gene Ontology annotation, cellular component: membrane. Gene Ontology annotation, molecular function: phosphatidylinositol bisphosphate binding.
GGCGCGAGCGGCCGGGCCGGCUGGGCAGGGAGUGCGGGUCGGUUCUGUGCGCGCUGCCGGACGAGGCUCCCGCCGCCGAUUGACCCGCGCUCCGCCCCGUAGCCGGGCCGAUUCCACAUGUAAAUGAUACCAUAUGACAUCUGUAAGGGGAUCCUGGGAGCUAAUGUCAGAAGAAAGUGACUCGCUGAGAACCAGCCCUUCCGUGGCCUCGCUUUCGGAAAAUGAGCUGCUGCCUCCUUCCGCCCCCGCCGGCUACGUGUGCUCGCUGACCGAGGACCUGGUGGCCAAAGCCAGGGAGGAGCUGCAGGAGAAGCCGGAAUGGAGGCUCCGCGACGUGCAGGCCCUGCGGGACAUGGUGCGCAAGGAGUGCCCCAACCUGAGCACCUCGCUGGAGGACGCCUUCCUGCUGCGCUUCCUCCGCGCCCGCAAGUUUGACUACGACCGGGCCCUCCAGCUGCUCAUCAACUACCACAGCUGCCGGAGAAGCUGGCCCGAAGUCUUCAACAACCUGCGGCCUUCCGCCUUGAAGGAGGUCCUGGCCUCCGGCUUCCUUACCGUGCUGCCGCACACCGACCCCAGGGGCUGCCACGUCCUCUGCCUCCGCCCAGACAGGUGGAUCCCGAGCAACUAUCCAAUUACGGAAAACAUCCGAGCCAUAUACUUGACACUAGAGAAACUCAUUCAGUCUGAAGAAACCCAGGUGAAUGGAAUUGUAAUUCUUGCAGACUACAAAGGAGUGAGCUUAUCAAAGGCAUCUCAUUUUGGCCCUUUUAUAGCCAAAAAGGUGAUUGGCAUCCUUCAGGAUGGUUUCCCCAUUCGGAUCAAAGCAGUCCAUGUAGUGAAUGAACCUCGAAUAUUUAAAGGUAUUUUUGCCAUCAUAAAACCAUUUCUGAAGGAGAAGAUAGCAAACAGAUUUUUCCUUCACGGGUCUGACCUGAACUCUCUCCACACAAACCUUCCAAGAAACAUCCUACCCAGGGAAUACGGGGGCACGGCUGGAGAGCUGGACAUCACCGCCUGGAAUGAGGUGCUGCUAGCCUCGGAGGAGGACUUCGUAAAGGAGUUCUGCCAGCCGGGCCCUCCCUGUGACAGCAUCCUGGGCCAGGCCCUGCCACCCAAGGGGCUGAGCUCAGAGGUGCCCUGUGAUGACUCCAUGCGGGCCAUGAAAUCGCAGCUGUACUCCUGCUACUAGGCAGUCCCCCGCGAAUGUCACCAUCUUUAUAACCUUUCCUUCUUUCUUCGGAGAGGCCCAAGGAGGAUUCGAGGUGCCAGGGAUUGUCUUGCUCCUUGGAACGGACUGCAGCAUGGAGGAAAAUCCUGGACAGCUCUGAGCCACAGGGUGAGGCUUGGGUGGCUUGAAUGACUGUGGAAGACAUGGAGAAAGUCCCCCAGCAAUUCCGAAAUAUUUGGAAUCCCAGUGUGCAGCCAUGAAUGUGGAAGCCGUAUCUGGUUCUUACAGAGCUCAAAGCAAGAAAAAUGAGGACCAACGUCACUCUGAUCCCACAUUCCAGGAGAAAACCCCGAUUGGCCAGGCAUUGCAUUCCUGUGAGACGGUUUGGCCGAGCCUGCCAGGGGGCCACAUGUGAGAUGAUGAGAUUGUCUUGAAAGAGACUACAGACCUCUCUCAUCUUGAAAGUCAGAGGUCCAUCAUUGGGUCUGGAAAGCACCUUCACUGAAUCAUGCAAGAGGACAGAAGCAGCACCUCCUGAUCAAACUCGGGAACCAUGGACCUUAUGUAUCUCUGGGAUUCAUGGGUUGAAUCUUGCAAUAGAACCUUAAAGUUUUUCCGAACCCAUAAAGCCUUAGUCCUGGUUCUCAAAAGAAUCAUACAUGAUCCUAGACGCACGUGAUUUUACUCAACCAAGAAGCCUGGACGUUAGUCCUGUGUAGCUAAAAGAAUUCUGGCCUAAGAAUUAUGAGACAUGGGCCCCAGCCUUAGAUGUGUUUCUGUGGACAGGACACACGAGCCUCUGUGGGCCUCCAGCCUUCUCAUCUGUAAAAUCAGGCUGAAUGAAGUGAUGAUGAGGGCCCUUUUGUCCACUAACGGGGCUCUGCGAUUUGGUUAUUUAUUGAAUGUUAGACAUUGGUUUUCUGCCUAGAAAGAGCACUCUCUAGAUACCAGUGGUUGGAUUCUGUAUUUUUGUGGUAUGCAUGGGCCUUCCCAAGAGGGAUGUGUCAUUGUUUCGGCUCUGUCUUUAUAGAAACGAGUGGAUCAGCAAUACCCAUUUUCAUUUCACAGGGAGGGUAGUGAAGGCAGAUGCGAUGCCCAUGAUCUUGGAUGAAUUCCUUCCAUCUCUGAGACUCUGGCUUAUAUUUUAAACUUGGCGAUGGUAAAGGGUUAAAUUAAUUGGCAUUCUUAAAAUUUGGCCUCUGGAAAUAAGGGCAAGUUAUUCUGGGACACCCGCACCCCAACCCACUGGAGUUUCUAUCUCUCAUGUCCAGCCAGACUGAAUGUUAGUUCUGCAUUUUAGCACUUUAGACCCUUCCUGUCAAGAACUCAGCCUUAGCCCAAGCAUCAAAUUAGGUGGUUCAUCUGAUGGCUUUUGACCUAUUUCCUUUCAUUCAUUCCAUGCACAUUGUGGUGUUAAAAAGUGACAAGUACCAUGCAUUGUGUGUGUUAGCUUCUCUGUGCACUUGUUAGAGCAGCAGCAGGCAAACUGAGGGACUCAGUUAGGACUAGAACAGCCCUCUGACACGUAAAGGCCAAUCAGUUGUUCAUUAGCUAUUUCUCUCUCUCUAGCACUUUUUAAAAUGUCUGGAGAAGUUGUUGGUGGAAAUGACUUACCUCAUUCGUGCCAAUUCUAGGAGGAACUGUUUUCACCAUAGAUACUAACCUCGGAUGCUCUAAGGACCUGGCUGGGUGGGCGGUGUUACAGUACACACCCCUGGCUGCCUCUAGUCCCAUCUAGACGACGCCAUGACAAUGAUGGCGUGACCACCAUCGCUGAAAAGGCCUAAAUGGGACAAGUGGGAUGGCUAUCUAGUAAUGAGUUCAGAACCCAGCCGCCUGGGCGAAUUGGUCACAGGUUUUCUUAGGUC